Homarus americanus (American lobster) is the source of this 495-nucleotide messenger RNA. RefSeq lists its product as uncharacterized. The transcript has 3 exons. NCBI's taxonomy places the organism in Eukaryota, Metazoa, Arthropoda, Malacostraca, Decapoda, Nephropidae. Bases 1 to 495 code for a protein of 164 amino acids. The record is from RefSeq and is a predicted model, not a curated record.
AUGACCACAACAUCCGUUCCCACGCAGUUCUCCAUUGGUAUGGAAAAUUCCCCAGUCCAGAGAAUUAGACGAGCUCAAGAAGUAUUAAAUUCUAUGGUACCAGACUGUGAUGAAGUGAAGCGUGGAGAAACUAGACAGGACAAAUUGAAGGAGUUAAUUAGGACCCAGCAAUGGCCACACUUAGCUAGGGACAUGCGGACACAGUUGCAACAGGUGGUAAUGAAUCAUGAUGCGUUGUUUGUAUUAGGUCCAAAUGAAAUAGGAACAAUUAAGGGUUUGCCAGCUAACAUCCCAUUGGUCAAUGAACAACCCGUAAGAGGACCUCAAUAUAGGUAUCCCGAGAAAGCCAAGGAGAAAGGCAUUGAGCCGGACCCAGAGACUGUAAAAGCAGUAACCGACUGUAAACCACCCACUAAUGUCAAACAAGUCCGACAAUUUUUAGGGAUGUGGGGGUUUUAUCGUAAGCAUGUUUCAAAUUUUGCUAAGAUUGCAUAG